This is a messenger RNA of Ricinus communis (castor bean), 1748 nucleotides long. Its product is annotated as syntaxin-81. The record is from RefSeq and is a predicted model, not a curated record. The transcript has 9 exons. Gene Ontology annotation, biological process: retrograde vesicle-mediated transport, Golgi to endoplasmic reticulum. Lineage: Eukaryota; Viridiplantae; Streptophyta; Magnoliopsida; Malpighiales; Euphorbiaceae. Gene Ontology annotation, cellular component: membrane; SNARE complex; endoplasmic reticulum. Bases 676 to 1605 code for a protein of 309 amino acids.
CAAGCUUUGUUUCAACUCUCUAGUUUUUCUGGGUCAUAUUUAUUUGGCUUUUGUUUUAAUAUCAAAAGGUUUUCUUUUAUUUAUGGCAAAAAGUAUAAAUAAGUCCCUAAAUUAUAAUUCAAAAUACAAUUAAAUUCAUGAAAUCUAAAGUGUCUUAUAUUGUUCAAGGAAUAAAUUAGAAAAUACGAAAACAACUUAUACUGGUCAAUUUCAAAUCCAUCUUCGAUCUCUAUCUCUCUCUCUGCCCCACCGUCGACCGUGUCCCAUCUCCAGCUGCGCAACUCCUAUUGGUAAUCGAAUCAGUGACCACUGGAGAAGAAAGGAGGGUUGCGACUCGGUGGAGAAGACAAACCAGAGGUCACGACUUGCUGGAGAUGAUAAGGCAGAGGUUAUGACUCGCUGGGGAGGAAGCAACUGAGUUCACGACUCGCUGAGGGGGAAAAACAAACGGUUUCAACUCGCUAGUGAUUGGUAAAACCUGAGGAAGUAACAAUAGCCACACUGCAGAUUACGCGAAAUGACAUGCCCAAUACGUUGAAUUCCUGGAAAUUCUAUAGAUUGGAAUCAGUUUAUCUGCAUUUGAUUUCAGUUUAGCAGAUAUCUAUAGCUGAGUUGAGGAUUUCAGCUUUAGACAUUACGCAGCUGUUAUGUUAAUUAUUGGUUGGUGCUGAAACAAUGGCAAGAAUUCGGGAUAGAACUGAGGAUUUUAAAGAUGCAGUGAGGCACACUGCUGUUUCUUUGGGGUACAAUGAGUCCAAAUUGGUGGCCAUAAUGGCAUCUUUCAUCAUUCAUAAACCUCGACAACGUUCACCUUUUACCAAGGCUGCACUAACUACGCUUGGAAGCAUAGAAACUUUGGAACAAUUUAUACUGAAGCAUCGGAAGGAUUAUGUAGAUCUCCACCGAACUACUGAACAGGAGAGGGAUAGUAUUGAACAAGAAGUUAUGGCAUUUAUCAAAGCAUGUAAAGAACAAAUUGAUUUUCUCAAAGAUAGCAUAAAUGAUGAAGAAGCAAACACAAAGGGAUGGCUAGGCAUUAGGACUGAUAGCUCCAAUGCUGAUACUGUUGCUCACAAACAUGGAGUGGUUUUGAUUCUAAGCGAGAAGCUCCAUUUUGUAACAGCACAGUUUGAUCAACUAAGAGCUAGACGCUUCCAAGAUGCUAUUAAUAAAAGAAUACCAAGAAGAAAACCUAAUAGGGUUGUGAAUCCAAGUCCCAUAGAUUCAUCUAAAAUGAAUAAUUCAGAUCGGCGGGAGCCUGAUGAAAUUCAAUCAGAGCCCCUUAGCAUUCAGCAGCAGUUAUUGGAUGAUGAAACUCGUGCACUUCAGGCAGAGUUGACUAGUCUUCUAGAUGCAGCUCAACAAACUGAAACUAAAAUUGUUGAAAUGUCUGCAUUGAAUCACCUGAUGUCCACGCAUGUUCUGCAACAAGCGCAACAGAUAGAGGUUCUGUACGAACAGGCAAUUGAAGCUACAAAGAAUGUUCAGCUUGGUAACAAGGAGUUAUCCCAAGCUAUACAGCGAAAUAGCAGUAGCAGGACUUUUCUGUUGCUUUUUCUGUUUGUACUUACUUUUUCAGUCCUCUUUCUUGAUUGGUAUAGCUGAAUGGAUUGUGGUGCUAUCGUUCUUUUAUUAGUACCUUGCCUUGAGGCUAUGAAGAUAGAUGUAAUGGAAAAUGGGAUAUAAAUUGCAUUGAAGCUUGACUAAAGUUAACACAAUGAUAGUAUAAAACAGCCCAAUUCCUCGGA